AUGGCGGACAUGGUUAGUGUCUACAUGAGCACGCCUCCGAUCGCCAGGACGAUCGCGACGGCGGUGUUCCUCUGUUCUGUAGGAGUCUACACAGGCAUACUAAAUGCCGAGCCUUUCGUCUUCCACUAUUCGCGGCUCAUCCAGUUCCCACCCGCUCUAUAUCUAAUCGUAACAAGUUUCCUUUUGACAGGACCUGGGAUGGCUGUAUUGUUUGAUACCUACUUCGUUUUCACAUAUCUGAGCCAGCUCGAGACGGGCAACUCAAAGUUCUCGAAGAAGGAAGACAUGAUAUGGUACCUCUUCUUCAUCGCUAGCAUUAUAUUGCCUUUGAACGCGCUCUUCACAGGUGGCUUCGUGUUACUACAAGCGCUGCUUAUCGCAUUGUGCUACACGGCGACACAGGAUCAGCGAGGGAUGAACGCACACUUCUACGUUAUCACUAUUCCCGCGCAGCUUAUGCCUUACUGCCUUCUAGUCGUACAGCUUCUUUUCCCAAACGGCUGGGAGAAUUUGAAGAUUGGAUUGACCGGCCUAGUUGCCGCUCAUCUCCACGACUUUCUCACUCGGAUAUACCCCGAGUUUGGACAUGGUCCGAAUCUAAUUCCCACGCCGCGGUUCCUUUCGUGGAUCAUGAGCACGCCUAGUAUCCAGAAUACCAUUUACGGGCAGUCGAUCGCCCCCAUUCCCGGUGGAGGAAGGACUGGCCCUCUGCCAGACUCGUGGCGGACUCAGGGACCUGGACGACGUUUGGGUUAGAUGCUACAAAUUCAGAUAAACCGGCAGUGGUUUGUCCAUGGGAAUGAAUGAAUUAAUACAAAGUAAUACUCUAAUUGCCGUCUCAUUAUUGGACUUCGUUUCCUUUCAUUCAUUUUAUAAUAUGUGACUUGUCUAUGUACGAUAUUCCACGCUAUCUGAGGUCCGAUUACCAACGCGAUGGACGCUUGUUACGUCUAGUAACUGUAAGAUGGCUUCUGUAUACGCCAUGUAAUUAUGUGCAUCGUCUCCCGUUCGUUUCCCAUUCAUUGCAAUGCCAUUCCACUUUCCUAAUACCUCGCCCCAAGCGAAGCAUCCAGAACGCCAUCCCUAAUAUUACCAAAAGUCCCUCGGGUAUCUAUGCAGAUGUAUACACGCAUACAUAAAUCAUACAC
Molecule: messenger RNA, 1148 nt
Organism: Daldinia vernicosa
Lineage: Eukaryota; Fungi; Ascomycota; Sordariomycetes; Xylariales; Hypoxylaceae
Product: Der1-like family-domain-containing protein
Exons: 3
Coding region: 1-756 (251 amino acids)
Biological process (GO): endoplasmic reticulum unfolded protein response
Cellular component (GO): Hrd1p ubiquitin ligase ERAD-L complex; endoplasmic reticulum membrane
Molecular function (GO): misfolded protein binding; ubiquitin-specific protease binding
Source: RefSeq, a predicted model, not a curated record